AUGGUAUCCGCAGCAGGGUAUGGUGGUGAUGAGCCUCCGGACAUAUGCAGUGGUGUUAGUAGGGUUAUACUGUGGUGUGGAGGAUGCGCUUAUGUUGGUGCGAAGCCUAUCCGCAAGUUCGGUUUCCUUGCGGACAAGAUCGUCGAGGGCAAAGAUGGUAACGGUUGCGGUUGGUUCCAUUUCGUCACCUUUGUGAUCGCGCCAGUAGAUGUCAAAGGCAUCCAUAAGCUCUAUGGCGUUCGGUUGGUUUUCGAUGAAGCUUAUGGCGUGUUCGUGGCGCUGUUGGAAUGUCUCCAAUGCUAUUUCAAUGGAGAUCUUAGCGUUUCCCAUGUCCUCGAUUCGACGCUGGAGAGUGUGGAGCUGUACUGCCGGGUGAGCGUCCGAACGAAAGACGGUUGGGUAGUUGGAAUUCGCCGAGUUGACCAGCCGCGUCAAAUUUUUGAUCGCGUUGGUCAAGCGUGCUUUGCAACCACGGAGCGUAGACAUGAUAGCCGUAUCGUAGAGUGA
This is a messenger RNA of Necator americanus (New World hookworm), 507 nucleotides long. RefSeq lists its product as uncharacterized. Bases 1 to 507 code for a protein of 168 amino acids. The record is from RefSeq and is a predicted model, not a curated record. The transcript has a single exon. Lineage: Eukaryota; Metazoa; Nematoda; Chromadorea; Rhabditida; Ancylostomatidae.